This is a messenger RNA of Hansenula ciferrii, 1239 nucleotides long. RefSeq lists its product as uncharacterized. NCBI's taxonomy places the organism in Eukaryota, Fungi, Ascomycota, Saccharomycetes, Phaffomycetales, Wickerhamomycetaceae. The transcript is spliced from 2 exons. The record is from RefSeq and is a predicted model, not a curated record. Bases 1 to 1239 code for a protein of 412 amino acids.
AUGUCUACGCCAGCUAAGAAACCAAAAGUUGAGGAUGAUGAUAAGCCUAAGAUAGAGGAUGCAGAAUUUGUAUCAAGGGAGGAGUAUAUGCGCAAAAUGAAGAAACAAAUUGAAGAAAGAGGUUGGUUAGAAUUAAGGAUCGAUACAAUUACAUCAGACUUAUUAGAAUACAAACAGUUAUACCUUGCCAAAAAGGAUGAAUUAGAGUUAAUGAAAUAUAGCCACUGCUGUAAAAAGUAUGUUCCUGGUAAAUUAAUUGCAGAAUUACAAGAAUCAUAUAAAGAAUUGAGUGAAAAAUAUAAUAAAACUGUGAAUGUCAGUGAAUCAAGAUUUGUUGAGACUCAAAAACAUAAGGCAAAUUUCACUUCUCUUCAAAACAGGUUUUCGGAAGGAAAGAGAGAAAUAAACACAGUUAAAGAAGUAAAUGGUAAACUUUCCAAAGAGAAUGAAGCUCUAAAGAAGGAAUUGGAAGAAUUGAAAAACUUGAAAGAACCAAAGGAGAAACUUCCACCAAUUGAUCACAACAAUAUAAGAAUAGCAUCUUCUGAUACAAUUUAUCAAACACCGCGUGAACUUCUUCUUCGACAGAUUGAUGAACUAAACUCUAAAAUUGAAGUUCAAGAUCUUGUUAUUGGGAGAUUAGAAGAUGAAAGAGACACACUUCGAGAACAACUAAAUCAAAAAGUGAAUGAUAGACCACAAUCACCAAAUUUAAGAGCUUUAGUUGAAAAGGAAUUUAAUCAAAUUUUGAGUCAAAAGGAAUUGAAAUCAAUUGCAUCAGAAAAACAAUUAAAAUUAGAAAUUACUGAAUUGAAAAAACAACUUGCAAAGGAAAGGAAAGAUAAUGAAUUUAGAAGCCUGAAAAUUGAGGAUCUUCAAGGUAUUAAAGACGAUCUAACAGGUUCUAUUAAGGAUGCAGAAGAAAAGGAUAAAAAUCAAUCUGACAAAAUAAACAAAUUAGAAAAAGAAUUGGAAAUUCUCAAGAAAAGUAAAAUUGAAUCUGGUGAGAAUGUGACUAUAAACCAAGCUCGUUUGAAGAAAUGGGAAACAGAUUAUCGAGAACUUCAUGAUCAGUUGACUAAAUUAUCAAAAGAUCAGGAGAAUAAAAUGAAAGCAAAAGAUCUUGAAAUUUCAAAGUUGACAAAUAAUAAUAAGACUGCACAAACUAUAAUGCGGGAUGAAUGGGUACAAAAUUCUAUGACAGCUUCACAAAUAUUCAAAAAUUUAAAAAUGAGAUAA